GCUACUGCCAGCUGAUCUGCGAUCUUGAACUGUCCUGCUCUCUCGCUCUUGUUAUCAAAAGAAAACAAAACAGCUUAACAGAAAAUAAAAGUUGCGGCAGAUGCGCAUUUGAAGCCAAUCAAGUGCUUACAUAAUCUAAUCAAAAGCUCACGCUUAACGUCAUGAAUUUCGCCGGUAAAGUUGUACUCAUUACGGGAGCCAGUUCCGGGAUAGGCGCUGCCACAGCCGUCAAAUUUGCCAAAUACGGCGCUUGUUUGGCUCUCAAUGGACGCAAUGCAGAUAACCUUAAGCAGGUGGCGGAGCAAUGCAGUGCAGCUGGUGCCGCCGCACCAACGCUCGUUAUCGGCGAUGUCAGCAAGGAAGCAGAUACGGAGCGUGUGUGGCAGCAAACACUCCAGAAAUAUGGAAAAUUGGAUGUGCUAAUCAAUAAUGCAGGCAUUCUAGAAUCGGGAACCAUUGAGAACACCAGCCUGGAACAGUACGAUCGCGUGAUGAACACCAAUCUACGUGCCAUCUAUCAACUGACCAUGCUGGCCACACCAGAGCUCAUUAAGACCAAGGGCAACAUUGUUAAUGUAUCGAGUGUGAACGGGAUUCGCUCCUUUCCCGGUGUACUCGCCUACAAUAUCUCCAAAAUGGGUGUUGAUCAGUUGACACGCUGCGUAGCCCUGGAACUGGCUGCCAAAGGCGUGCGUGCCAAUUGCGUCAAUCCCGGCGUGACGGUCACAAAUCUUCACAAACGGGGCGGCAUGGAUGAGACGACAUACCAGAAGUUCCUGGAGCACUCGAAAAACACGCAUGCUCUGGGUCGACCCGGCACGACGGAUGAGGUGGCUAAUGCGAUAGCGUUUCUGGCCAGCGACCUGGCUAGCUUCACCACGGGUCUCAGCUUGGCUGUGGACGGCGGUCGCCAUGCCAUGUGCCCGCGUUAACCACGAAAAACACGGGACGAAAAUUCAAAUUUUAUGCAUUUAUUGUGUGAUCGUCUAAUAAAGAUGUCUAAACGAAAA
This is a messenger RNA of Drosophila hydei, 1010 nucleotides long. RefSeq names its product 3-oxoacyl-[acyl-carrier-protein] reductase FabG-like. The transcript has a single exon. Lineage: Eukaryota; Metazoa; Arthropoda; Insecta; Diptera; Drosophilidae. Gene Ontology annotation, molecular function: oxidoreductase activity. The record is from RefSeq and is a predicted model, not a curated record. Bases 162 to 932 code for a protein of 256 amino acids.